AUGGCAGAGGAAGACGGCCGAGAUGCGAUCGACAUUCUCGAUGCCGAGAUCAAGGAGGCCGAGAAGGAUGCCGAGAUCGAGCGCAUCCUCGGCGCCUUUCGUCUCGAUGCAUACGCCGUCCUCGGCCUGCAACCGGGCGUGGCCGAGUCCGACAUCAAGGCGACGUACCGCAAAAAGUCGCUCCUCAUUCAUCCCGACAAGACGCGCAACGCACGCGCGCCCGACGCCUUUGACCGGCUGAAGAAGGCGCAGACGGAGCUGAUGGACGAGAAACACCGCACCCGCCUGGACGAGGCCAUCGCCGACGCCCGCAUGCUGCUGAUGCGCGAGAACAAGUGGAACGCCGACAGCCCCGAGCUCAAGACGGACGACUUCCACAAGAAGUGGGCCGACAAGACCAAGUACGUCCUCAUGGACAACGAGGAGCGCCGUCGCCGCCAGCUGCGCGGCCAGAUGCAGGAGGAGGGCCGCGAGCAGCGCCGCGAGGACGCCGAGAUCGAGGCCCGCAAACGCAAGCGCCAGCACGACCAGGACUGGGAGGCCACCCGCGACCAGCGCAUCGAUAGCUGGCGCAAGUUCCAGAAGAAGGCCGGCGGCGACGACGGUGGAAAGAAGAAGAAGAAGCUGAAGCCCAUCGGCUAG
Messenger RNA from Grosmannia clavigera kw1407, 642 nucleotides. RefSeq names its product heat shock protein DNAj. The transcript is spliced from 2 exons. The record is from RefSeq and is a predicted model, not a curated record. The coding region runs from base 1 to 642 and encodes 213 amino acids. NCBI's taxonomy places the organism in Eukaryota, Fungi, Ascomycota, Sordariomycetes, Ophiostomatales, Ophiostomataceae.